UCCAUGGAUGACCAGUCCUAGUCACAAGUGUGUCACAGCCACCUCUUUGUGUAUCUGACUUUCUCCAUCUGAGAUAAAAUAUCAGGCCCAUGAUACAGUAAUGAUCGGGUCCACAACCCCGGCUGGAUGAGUUGGGGGUGUUUUGAUCCUAAUGUUAUUCCCGUGUCAGCACAGAACUUGUGUGGUAGUAGAGAGGUCAGGUUUCAGAGUCAAGAAGAACUGGAUUUCAAACUGGAUGAGGACCCCCACCUUUUGAUAGGUGACUUAUUCUCUGUGAGCCUCUGUUUCUCUCCUCUUUAAAAUGAGAACAGUAAAUCCCACAUGGCAGGGUGGUGGGGAGAAUCAGAGAUCACACAGCUGGUGAUCACAUCUGCUCUGUGUUCCCAGGGGCACCAGACUGGGGUUUCUGAGCAUGGAUCCAACCAUCCCAGCCCUGGGAACAUCACAGACACCAAUCAAUGGACGCGAGGAGACUCCUUGCUACAAGCUGAUCCUGAGCCUCACAGUGCUGACGUGCAUCAUUUCCCUCGUGGGGCUGACAGGAAACGCGGUUGUGCUCUGGCUCCUGGGCUUCCGCAUGCGCAGGAACGCUGUCUCCACCUACAUCCUCAACCUGGCGGCUGCCGACUUCCUCUUCCUCUGCGGUCACGUUUUACGUUUUCUGUUAAGCCUCAUCAAUAUCCCCCAUACCACCCGCAGAAUCCUCAUUUGUGUGAUGACCGUCCCCUACCUUACAGGCCUGAGCUUUCUGAGCGCCAUCAGCACGGAGCGCUGCCUGUCCGUCCUGUGGCCCAUCUGGUACCGCUGCCGCCGCCCCACACACCUGUCAGCGGUCGUGUGUGUCCUGCUCUGGGCCCUGUCCCUGCUGCGGAGCAUCCUGGAGUGGAGGUUCUGUGACUUCCCGUUUAGUGGUGCUGAUUCUUGUUGGUGUGAAACAUCAAAUUUCAUCAUAAUCGCGUGGCUGACUUUUUUGUGUGUGGUUCUCUGUGUUUCCAGCCUGGUCCUGCUGGUCAGGAUCCUCUGUGGAUCCCAGAAGAUGCCGCUGACUAGGCUGUACGUGACCAUCCUGCUCACAGUGCUGGUCUUCCUCCUCUGCGGCCUGCCCUUCGGCAUUCUGGGGUCCCUAAAUUACAUGAUCCACAAGGAUCUGGAAGUCUUAUAUUGUCACGUUUAUCGGGUUUGCAUGUUCCUGUCCUCUCUAAACAGCAGUGCCAACCCCAUCAUUUACUUCUUCGUGGGCUCCUUUAGGCAGCGUCAAAAUAGGCAGAACCUGAAGGUGGUUCUCCAGAGGGCUCUGCAGGACACGCCUGAGGUGGAUGAAGGUGGAGGGCGGCUUCCUGAGGAAACCUUGGAGCUGUCGGGAAGCCAAUGCAGGCAGUGAAAGAGCUCCUGCCCUGUCAGUCAGACGGGACUUUGAGAGCAACACUG
Molecule: messenger RNA, 1428 nt
Organism: Chlorocebus sabaeus (green monkey)
Lineage: Eukaryota; Metazoa; Chordata; Mammalia; Primates; Cercopithecidae
Product: mas-related G-protein coupled receptor member X4-like
Biological process (GO): G protein-coupled receptor signaling pathway
Cellular component (GO): plasma membrane
Molecular function (GO): G protein-coupled receptor activity
Source: RefSeq, a predicted model, not a curated record